This is a messenger RNA of Lates calcarifer (barramundi perch), 2812 nucleotides long. It is a transcript of the gene tfap2d, whose product is annotated as transcription factor AP-2 delta (activating enhancer binding protein 2 delta). The transcript is spliced from 8 exons. The record is from RefSeq and is a predicted model, not a curated record. Gene Ontology annotation, biological process: regulation of cell population proliferation; regulation of transcription by RNA polymerase II; anatomical structure development. Gene Ontology annotation, cellular component: nucleus. Gene Ontology annotation, molecular function: DNA-binding transcription factor activity, RNA polymerase II-specific; RNA polymerase II transcription regulatory region sequence-specific DNA binding. Lineage: Eukaryota; Metazoa; Chordata; Actinopteri; Centropomidae. The coding region runs from base 173 to 1546 and encodes 457 amino acids.
GCCAGCUUUCUGCCGUUAUACCGAGAGCGCGCGAGGGGGGACUUUUCCAUUUCUCUCGCUUUUUGAGGAUUUUAACGCAUUUUUAUUAUUAUUAUUCGACCGGGCCAGAGAGGAGAGAGAGAGAGAGUGAGAGAGAGGGAAAAAAAACACGGGUUACUUUGGAGAAAGCACAAUGUCAGCGACCUUCCCCGGACUUGUCCACGACGCAGAGAUACGUCACGACGGAUCAAACAGCUACCGGCUCAUGCAGCUCGGCUGCCUGGAGUCCGUGGCCAACUCCUCGGUCGCCUACUCCUCCUCCUCCCCGCUCACCUACCCGGCGCCGGCGGGGACGGAGUUCGCCUCGCCCUACUUCUCGGCCAACCACCAGUACACGCCCCUGCACCACCAGUCCUUCCACUACGAGUUCCAGCACUCCCACCCGGCCGUGGCCCCGGAGGCCUACGGGCUGAACUCGCUGCACUCGGGCCAGUACUACCAGCAGAUCCACCACGGGGAGCCCGCCGACUUCAUCAACCUGCACAACGCGCGCUCGGCCCUCAAGUCCUCGUGCCUGGACGAGCAGCAGCGGCGCGAGCUCGGCUGCCUCGACGCUUACCGGCGCCAUGACCUGUCGCUGAUGACGUCACACGGCUCCCAGGCCUACGGCGUCGGCAUGCACCACCCGGACCAGAGGCUGCUGCCCGCCGCCGGCCUGGGCCUCCCUCCGCCCGCGGCAGACGACCUGCAGGGCUCCGUGGAAGCGCAGUGUGGGCUCGUGCUGAACGGCCAAGGGGGCGUCAUCCGGAGAGGGGGGACAUGUGUGGUGAACCCUACAGAUCUGUUCUGCUCGGUACCAGGCCGACUGUCGCUGCUCAGCUCCACCUCCAAGUACAAAGUCACCAUCGCCGAGGUGAAAAGAAGACUGUCCCCGCCAGAGUGCCUCAACGCCUCCUUACUGGGCGGCAUACUGCGCAGAGCGAAGUCUAAGAAUGGAGGCCGGUGUCUUAGGGAGAAAUUAGACCGUCUAGGCCUCAACCUGCCGGCAGGACGGAGGAAAGCUGCCAACGUCACACUGCUCACCUCCCUGGUGGAAGGUGAGGCGCUCCACCUGGCGAGGGACUUUGGCUACACCUGUGAGACAGAGUUUCCCAGCAAGGCGGUGGGGGAGCAUUUGGCGAGGCAGCACAGUGAGCCAAAAGAAACCAGCGCACGCAAGAAAAUGGUUCUGGCUACAAAGCAAAUCUGUAAGGAGUUCCAGGACUUAUUGAGCCAAGAUCGCUCUCCUCUGGGCUCCUCCAGACCGACCCCCAUCCUGGACUUGGACAUCCAGAGACACCUCACACACUUCAGUCUGAUCACUCACGGGUUCGGCACGCCGGCGGUCUGCGCGGCUCUCAGCACCUUCCAGACGGUCCUGAGCGAGAUGCUCAACUACCUGGACAAAAACUCGAGCGGGAAAACGAGCGGACCCACCGACCAACAGAUCAACAGCUCGGAAAAGACGCAGCUCCGGAAAACAGCCGAGCCCCAGAGCAAAGACGGGAAAACAGAAAAGACUGAGUAGCCCCCACCCACCCGGUCCCUGUGCCUUGGAGCGCUGCAUUUAGGAGUGUGUGUCCAUAUGUGUGUGUGUGUGUGUGUGUGUGCACUCAGAGAGGAUUUGUUAAUUCUCACACACCACUGUGUCUUCAUUGGGACAAUUCAUAUUUAUUGUUAUUUAUUUAUCUUCUGUUGAAAUGUAACACUAACCUGAACUGUCCCAAAUAAGACAUCCUGGUGUGGGAGUGAAAAAACACAUCCUCUGUUAAAGUGUGUGUGUGUGUGUGUGUGUGGUGUGUGUUAUGACAAGGAGGAGCCUCGCCAUGGAGACGGCUGUGACUCAUCCAAGACUUUUAUUUGUUUAUUUAUUCAUUUUGAAAACAGGAAGUGAAACAUGGACACACUGACGUCAGAGUUUUCCAGGACAGGGGUGGUUAACUGCCAACACAACACAACACAACAACAACAACACACACACACACACACACACAAAUUAAUUAAGGGUUUUUGGGGGCGGGGGGCAAUUUGAUCCCAAUCCAGCAAAUUCAGGUGCAGAUUUUCUGCAGAAAAAACAAACUGAAACACUUUUUUUUAAUCCCAUGAAGUUUCAUUUUAUCUGUUUUGUGUUAAAUUAUGAAGAGAAAUCACAGAUAUCAACCACAAAACGCACAAUUUUGCUUUAAUUCUCGGUCAAUUCAGCUGAAAUAAUUUCACUUUCCAAACAUUUUUAACAGAUUUAACAGACAACACACACACACACACACACACACACACACCACCCCCUGCACCUGUGAGAGCACUUGAACCACACUGAUUUUUUAUUUUUUAUUUUAUUUCUACGCUCUACAAUCAGUGCCAUAGCAACCAGUGUGUUUACCAUGUGGACGACAGAGAAAACGAGACUGUUUCUGGAUGUGAGACUGAUGUAACGCCACUGCCUGGGGUAGGAUACACUUUGGUGUGUGUGUGUGUGAGAGAGAGAGAGAGAGAGAGAGAGAGAGAGAGAGAGAGAGAGAGAGAGAGAGAGAAGGGUCCAACUCAGCCAUUUUGUAAAAGGUGACUUUGCGGUUGCCGUCGUUAACUCUUCCCUGUGCAUGUCUAUCUUUGUACACUCCCCAGAUCGCAAGUUUAGCCGACACGAGCUCUCCGACUCGCUCAUGAACAUUUGUAAAGAUAUAUAUAAAUAUUUAAAUUACUUUUCUUGUAGGCUUUCAACUAUAUAUAUGUUAAAUCCCUACCUUCUAAAAUGCCGGUGUUCAAUAAAGACAGUUGCUACGUGUUCUACUAUUUA